AUGAAUAAAGAAGCCAACAUGUUUUAUAAAUUUUCAAAUGAUUUUUAAGAAUUAAGCAGCGAUAAAUGGAAUUUAACUUUUGUUGAUUUUAUUUCUUCAACUAUUGUAGCCCCUGAUCACUUUACAAUACUUUAAAGCUAAUAAUUACUAUUACCUGGUGGAAUGAGUUUGUGUUCACUCUUGUAGAAUAAACUUACUUUAGACUACUCAAUUUAUUGUAAAGAUGUAAUGCCAUAAAAAUACAGAGAAAAUAAUUUUAGUAAAUUAAAAGAAUUUACAUUUUUAAUUGCUUAUUAGGAAGGCCUUAAAUGUAAUGACUAUGUAUUUUUAAAUCAUCUCCUUUAUAUUCUUUGCUAAAUCGAAGAUCAAAUCCAAUUAAUUUCCUUUGAUCUGGAAGGAAAUAGAUAUUAAAACAGCUACAACAUAUCUUAGGUUUAAUAAUAAUGCAAAAUAAAUUUUAAACUUUUUCAAAAUUAGUACCUUUUAGUAUACUUUUGUUAAUGCUUAAAUUGGGAAUUAAUAAUAUUUGAUUAACAACUAUAAUUUAUAAGAAGAUUUACUGAUUAAGAAAAGUAUUUGGAAGUUCAAUUUAAUUCGAAUAAGGAACUAUAAGAUCUUUUUGUAUGCUAAUAAAGGCUAUAUUUAAUAUUCGAUCGAGAAUACAUUAGUUUAUUAGUUUUAUCCGUUAUGGCUUCUGACUUUCAAAUUGAGUCUAAAGCUUAUAAUUUGAAAAUUUAAAGAUUACAAGUGUUGUAAUUAUAAAGUUGUAGAUUAGAGAAUCAAGGAAUCAAUUUAAGCGAUGCUAGUACUAUUUUUAAAGACAAAUAAUUAGAAAAUUUAAAAAUAAUAUAAAAAUUAGGGCUUUAUAUUACUUGCUUGGUUUUUAAUGAUCAAUUAAUUUUAAUGCUUACAAAUGAAAUAACUUAAACAAUUCGAUUUGAAAUUAAAUUCUUAUCUUAUAUCCCAACAAUCACCUAAUAUUUUUGGGUAGUAGAUAAUUAGAAUAAAGUUAACAUUUUUGAGAUAAAUUUAUUCUAGAAUUAUUUUACAUAUCAAUCCAAAGCAAAUUAUGUUGGAUUUUAUACAAUCAAACAAAUGAAAAUUGAGUUGAUAAGAUGCUUUGCUAUAAGUUAGUAGAUAGAUAAAUAGGAUUAUUUCAAAAAUUAAAUUGACAAACUUAAAUAUCAAAAUUAUUUAGUUUAAAUUGACGACAAUUUUGAUGGUAUUUAAAUUGAAAAGUAAAGCUUCUUUUUAAAUAGAAAUUUGCAUUUUCACUUUACUUUUCCAAGUUUAUUUUAACAAAAAAUUGAGUUGAAAAAGACGAACAGAUUAUGUUGUAUAAAUAGACAACAAUUAAACCUUGUUAGCAAAUUUUUUGCAUUUAAAAUUAAAUCAUAAAAUUAUUUUAUGUUUAAUAAAAAUGGACAUCUUGUAAUUUAUCAUUGUAAUUCAUAAAGGUUUAUGCAUUUUAAUAUUCAAAUUGAUUUAAAUUCUAUUAGAACAUAUUAUUUAAUAUAGGAGCUCUAAUUUAUUUUGGUGCAAGAAAAUGAAGGAAGAAUAAUUACUUUCAUCUAUUAGGGAAAAGCAUAAAACUCAAUACAAUAUUAAAUGUAUUUAUUUAAAGAAUAAAUUCGCACUUCUUUUACAUAUAAAAAUUAGUUGAUAGUUUAGGAUUAAAAUUCCCUUUUUUAUUUUAAUACAUAAUUAAAUAUAUUCUAAAAAUAAUCUCCCUUUAAUCAUAAUUACUUCAUUAAUUCAGAAAUUUUCAGAGAUGCCAUCUAGAUUUUCAAUUUUUUUGACAUUUUUAUUCUCUAGUAUGGAUCAUAUUUCAUUGUUCAAGUAGAAUUACUUGUUACUUUAAAAAUCUAUUUAAAUAUAGUAAUAUUAGGAGGCUACUCAAGAAGAAGUCAACCCCCAUAAGUAAUUUUGAUAGGAAUGGAUUAGAACAAGAGCAGAAUUGAUAAAUACUUAAUAACUAACAGAAAUUACUACCUGCUUUAGACCUAUUACUUUGAAGACUAUUUUCCAAUUUAACCCUUAAAUUAUUAAAUUAAUGAAUAAAAUUUCAUCAUAGCAACCCGACAACAAAGCAAUAACCAAUUUCAUUUGAUGUUAUUCAUUAUUAAUUAAAUAAAUAGUUUUGAAUGUCAUGAGAUAAUAUCUACUCCUUAUUAAUACUUUUAUGCUAUCUCUAAUAUCCUUUACUAUUACGAUGUAAAUCAAGAAUUAAUUGAGUACGACAUCAAAUAUUUGUCUUUUGAUUAUGAUGUAUAACCACUUAAGGAAAUGUUUUAUAACUUACAAUUUUAAAUAGAUAUUACAGAUGUUCAGUCCCCAAGAGAUGGCAAUAUUUAUAGUGAAAAAUUCAAUUUAUUGGCACUCAAUUUGCAAGAGGAAUUAUCCCUGGUUAAUCAAAGUGAUGCAACAAUAACUUUGAAUAAUAAUUAGGCAAUUCUAUAUCCGAAUCAGUUUUUGCAGGGAGAAUUUAUGUCAUUUGAUUUAUCAAAUACCUCUUCUUUUACCCUCCAAAGUCCAUUUAAACUUGUUUAGACAAAAACAUGUAUAAGUUUAGAUAAUAAUUUUUGUGUACUUGAACUUCUUCCAUUUAUUAAAGUAUUAGAUUUAAACACAAAUACUGAAAAUUAGUAUCUAAUUCCUUAUAGAGUCACAGAAAAUAUUAAAUUUCAUGGAUGGUAAGAUAUGGUAGUAAUAGUAGAAUUUUCAGAUUUAAAGAUAACAAUAUAAUAUUACAAAAAGGAUACGUUAAAAGUUUUACUUAUAAAUGAGUCCUAUUAGGGUAGCAAUUUAGUAUAGUAGAUAUUAAUAAUUUAAACUAGUACAUUUACUUUUUUUUAUUUUCUCGAUGAAGAAAUAAGACUUUUAGAAACUACUACAGGUAUCCAAAAUUUAUCAAUUAAUUCUAUCUUUUAUUAAAUUGACUCUGAUAAAAUUUGUAAAAUACUCUUUGAAUCUGAUAAAAUUCAUAUAUCAUGCUUUUAAAUUAAAUAGGGAGUAACUUCAUCAGUAUCAAAUUAUACAAUUCCAACUUAAGACAUUUAUAAUGCAAUAAGUUUAAGUGAUAAACUUAUAGAAUUUUCUUAUGAAUGUAAAAUUUAAGUUUUAAAUUUAACUUCCAUCGGAUAAAAUGAGCUAGACUUAAAGAUCACAGUUAAUUAUAGAAAACUAUUUUUUAUAUAUUAAUAAAUUUUAUAAUUUUAUGUUUAGAUAACUCUAAAAGAUUAAGAAUAUUAAAUUAAGUUGAAUAAUUUAAUAAAACUUUCAAAGCAUAAUGCUAAUUGUAAAAGUUUGUUAUUACAAAACAAUCUGCUAUACGUUUGUUCCAAUUUACAAAUAUUCUUAUAUAAACUCGAAAGUGGAUUUUAAUUAUUAGAUUCUUAUGCUAUCUAAAACUUAGAGCGUUAAACUAUUUCUAUCUUAAAUAAUACUCAUAUAGCUGAAUUCAAUCAAAUUAAUACUGAAGUCUCAAUAUACGAAAUCGACUAUUGGAGAUUAAUUAAAAAUGAAAACAUUAAUGUUGAGGAAGAGUAAACUGUUACAUUUAUAGCUUCAAACCUCGUAACUCAGCUUGAAUUUAAAGUAAAUGUUGUGAAACAAAGUAAUCAUGAAAAUAUCAAAAUAAAUAUUAGCUUUGUAAUCAUAGUAUGUAACGUAGUAUUUAUACAAAUGUUCAUCUUAAUUAAAAAGUAAAAGAGAGUAUGA
Molecule: messenger RNA, 3720 nt
Organism: Paramecium tetraurelia
Lineage: Eukaryota; Ciliophora; Oligohymenophorea; Peniculida; Parameciidae
Exons: 2
Source: RefSeq, a predicted model, not a curated record